This is a messenger RNA of Paralichthys olivaceus (Japanese flounder), 8232 nucleotides long. RefSeq names its product bromodomain and WD repeat domain containing 1 (gene brwd1). Gene Ontology annotation, biological process: regulation of cell shape; regulation of transcription by RNA polymerase II; cytoskeleton organization. Gene Ontology annotation, molecular function: protein binding. Gene Ontology annotation, cellular component: nucleus. The record is from RefSeq and is a predicted model, not a curated record. Lineage: Eukaryota; Metazoa; Chordata; Actinopteri; Pleuronectiformes; Paralichthyidae.
UUUUGUUGAGAGGGCGCUCCUCCCCACCCCCCCUUUCCUGUGUUCCUCCGCUGUGGCGGAAGUAAGUCGACUCGCGGAGGCCUCAUCCUUCCAAUGGCGACUGCGAACAGGCUGAAUAGAGAGCGGGAGCAACCGUGGAGGGGGGUCAGAGCCGCGUAGCCGAAAUUAAAUACACAUAUCCAAUUCAGUGUAGGCACAAAGUGAAGAAUAACAUAUUGUUCCUCCUCUCCAAACAAUCACGGCCGGUUCAAUGGCCAAAAAUCGGAACACUUCGCUCCUUGAGUCGGAGCUCUACUACCUGAUCUCUCGUUUCCUGACAACGGGUCCGUGUCGGAGAGCGGCGGAGGUCCUGGCGAGUGAAUUGGAGGAACAUCAGCUCUUGCCCGGAAGACUUGACUGGCUUGGAAACGAGCACCCGAGAACAUAUGAAGAUGUGGUUGCAGCCAAUAGACACAUUGCACCAGAUCAUUUGCUACAGAUAUGUAAGCAGAUUGGACCAGUUCUCGACAAAGAGGUGCCAUCAUGUGUCCCAGGUGUACAUUCUCUCCUGGGGUCCGGAAAGCAGUCGAUGCUUAGGACCCCAAAAGACUGCGAACGUGUGCGGUUUAAAGCUUCAUCAUAUGCAGCCCUUCACCGGGGCAGACCACCAGAGAGGCCUUUGUACUGCAAGAAUCCUCCACACUUAGUGGAGGUGCAUCGAGGGAGAGAGCUGACAGGAGCACAGCGCUUCAGUUCCAUCAAUCCUGUCAGCAACUAUGAGCACAUGCGGCUGCAUAGGCGGAUCCUGGGCCAUCUGUCUGCAGUGUACUGUAUCGCAUUUGAUCGCACUGGUCUCAGGAUCUUCACUGGCUCAGAUGACUGUUUGGUGAAGAUUUGGUCUUCGUUUGAUGGAAGGCUUCAUUCAACAUUGCGAGGACACUCUGCAGAAAUCACAGACUUGGCGGUUAAUUACGAAAACACACUAAUCGCUGCAGGAAGCUGUGACAAGACCAUCCGUGUGUGGUGCCUUCGUACCUGUGCUCCUGUGGCUGUGCUGCAGGGGCACAGUGGAUCCAUUACCUCCCUUCAGUUCUCACCGUUUGCAAAGGGCUCAAAACGUUACAUGCUGUCCACUGGAACUGAUGCUACUGUCUGCUUCUGGCAAUGGGACGUCAACAACAUCAACUUCAGUGAUCGGCCUCACAAAUUUACUGAGCGGCCGAGGCCAGGAGUUCAGACAGUUUGCUCCUCAUUCAGUCCAGGUGGGAUAUUCUUAGCAACAGGAAGUACUGAUGAUGUCAUCAGAAUAUACUACUUGGGAAGCGGGAGUCCAGAAAAGAUAUCAGAGCUCCAUGAGCACACAGACAAAGUUGAUAGCAUCCAGUUUUGCCACUCAGGUGAAAGGUUUGUGAGCGGAAGUCGUGAUGGAACAGCACGGAUCUGGAAGCUCCAUCAGCGGCAGCAGUGGAGGUGCCUCUUGCUCAACAUGUCCGCCACUCUUCCAGGUGCUGAAGCAAUGAAUGAAGAGGAAAGUUACUUCAAACCCAAAGUCACCAUGGUAGCGUGGGAUCGCCAUGACAAUACAGUCAUCACAGCCGUUAACAACCAUCUCCUCAAAGUGUGGAACUCCUACACAGGACAGCUGCUACAUAUCCUCAAAGGCCAUGAGGCCGAGGUGUUUGUGCUAGAGCCGCAUCCUUUUGACCCCAGGAUCAUCCUAUCUGCCGGUCACGAUGGGAAUGUCUUUAUAUGGGAUCUGCUGCGAGGGACAAACACACAGCACUACUUCAACAUGAUUGAAGGCCAAGGUCAUGGAGCUGUGUUCGACUGCAAAUUCACUCCCGAUGGCCAACGCUUUGCCUGCACAGACUCUCACGGCCAUCUGCUCAUCUUUGGCUUCGGAAGCUCCAAGCCAUAUGAGAAGCUUCCAGACCAGGUGUUCUUCCACACAGACUAUAGACCGCUGAUCCGAGAUGCCAACGGCUUUGUGUUGGAUGAACAGACUCAGCAGGCUCCCCAUCUCAUGCCCCCUCCCUUCCUGGUGGAUGUGGAUGGAAACCCCCAUCCUCCGAGGUAUCAGCGUCUUGUUCCGGGGCGGGAGAACAUUGCUGCUGAACACCUGGUUCCUCAGCUGGGAUAUGUAGCCACCAGCGAUGGCGAGGUGGUGGAGCAGGUGAUCAGCCAGCAGACGGCAGAGCACGAGGAGGUUACGAUAAGACGCAGCAGCCUUCUGGAUGAAGCCAUCCGACAGCUCAGGGAGCAACAGCUCAGGGAGCGACAGGACCGUCAGUCGCAGGUUGGGACAGAAGCAGUGCUGCCUGCUGGAGCAGGACCGGAGGGGCAAGCUGAGGCACAGGGUGCAGCCUUCGCACCAGCACCAAGCACGCCACGCAGAGUGUCUGUGAAUGAUCGAGCAGAUGUGCAGUCGCCACCAAAUGUGGGUCUGCGCCGCAGCGGACAGGUGGAAGGCGUCCGGCAGAUGCACCAGAAUGCUCCUCGUAGCCAGAUAGCCACCGAGAGGGACCUGCAGGCCUGGAGACGCAGGGUGGUGGUGCCUGAACUGGCAACUAGCAGCUACAGGGACCAGGAGUACAUCCGAACAGCUAAAGGAGAUGAGGAGGUGGCUCAGUACAACGCAAAGAAGAGGCGAAUUAUCUACAGCAGCUGUCGGGAUGAUUCAGACGAGGAGACCUCCAAUACAAAGCGUGCCCACGGCCGCAGUGACUCGAUGGAAUUACUUGAGUUGUCUUGUGAAGAGGGAGAGGAAACCCCAAGCUCAGACCUUCACUCUGAGGACAAUGAUUUGGAUGGGAGUGACCUGGAGUCCUCCAAUGAUGAGGAGGAAUGGAACAGUGACAGCUCAAGCCACUCGUCCAGUGAGUACUCUGACUGGACGGCAGACGCCGGUAUCAAUCUGCAGCCCUCUACCCCCUUGUCGUCACGGAAACGAGUGCGGCGCAGACUCAGCACCUCUGAAGAGGAUGAGGAAGAGAACGAGGAAGAGGAGGAGAAGCAGCAGAGUGAUGAGGAGGAGAAUCCUGAGAAGAAAAUCAAGGAGAAGGCCAAGAAAGCAAAGAACAAGGCACCGCGGCGUCAGAAGGCCAGACCAUCCAUCAACAGAGAAGUGUCCAAUGAGUUCAGACCUUCACCAUGGAUCACUGAUGUCAUUCCCAGGAAGUCUCCGUUUGUUCCCCAAAUGGGAGAUGAGGUGAUCUACUUUCGGCAGGGACAUGAGGCAUAUGUUGAGGCAGUGAGUCGGAGUGAACUGUACCCCAUCAACUUAGACAAACAGCCGUGGAAGAAAAUGGAGCUGCGGGACCAAGAGUUUGUGAAGAUCACAGGGAUCAAAUAUGAAGUCUGCCCUCCAACACUUUGCUGCCUGAAGUUGACUCUCAUCGACCACGGCACUGGCAAAAUCACAGACAAGUCUUUUUCUGUCAAGUACCACGACAUGCCUGAUGUUAUAGAUUUCCUUGUUUUGAGGCAAAGUUAUGACGAGGCGAUGCGUCGGAACUGGCAACCACGAGACAGGUUUCGUUCAGUAAUAGACGAUGCCUGGUGGUUUGGGACCAUUGAGUGUCAGGAGCCGUACCAGCAUGAAUAUCCUGACAGUCUCUUCCAGUGUUUCAAAGUCAGCUGGGACAAUGGAGAAAAUGAGAAACUGAGUCCCUGGGAUGUGGAACCUAUUCCAGAUAAUGCAGAGCAGCCAGAGACUGAAGGAGGUGGUAUCCCUGUGACACCAGAUGAGAUGAGUGAGCUGAUGUACAAGCCUCUGCCAGGGGAGUGGGGGGAGAGGAGCAGGAACGACGAGUGUGAACGCAUCAUCGCAGCCAUUGACCAGCUCAUCACCGUUGAGAUUGCAGCUCCUUUCUCUGGUCCUGUGGACCUGGUCCAGUAUCCCACCUACUGCACCGUGAUCGCCUAUCCUACUGAUCUGGGAACCAUCAAAUUGCGACUCUUGAACAGAUUCUACAGACGCCUCUCAGCAUUAAUUUGGGAUGCCAGGUAUAUUGCACACAACGCCCGCACUUUCAAUGAGCCAAGGAGCAAGAUUGCCCACUCUGCAAAAAUCAUUACAAAUGUCCUCCAGAAAUUUGUCAAUGAUCCAAGCUGCACAGAUAUCAUGGAGAUUUACAACGCUGUUGAAGAGAUGGAUGAUGAUGAAGAGGAUGAGGAUACAGAAGCACCAGGAACCUCAGCUGGACACCGACUGCGUCAGCAGCGCUCUGUAGAGGUGGUGCCGGACAGAGAUGCCUGGAAAGAACAGUGCAAGAGUCUGCUCAACUACAUAUUCCAGUGUGAGGACUCUGAACCAUUCAGGAAGCCUGUGGAUCCUGAGAACUAUCCAUCUAAAUUGUGUAUGCAGGACUACCAUGAUAUUAUUGAUACACCAAUGGACUUUGGCUCUGUGAAAAGGACCCUGGAAGAAGAUCACUAUGAAAACCCCAUAGAGCUUUGCAAAGACACCCGGCUAAUAUUUGCUAAUGCUAAAGCCUACACACCCAAUAAACGCUCCAAGAUUUACAGUAUGACCCUGCGGCUCUCUGCCUUCUUCGAGGAGCAAAUCAGAACAAUCAUAUCUGAGUACAAAACUGCUGUGAAGAGCAGUGAUAGGCUCCGCCGCAGUCAGAGAUUCCGUAAGAAGAUGCAGCAACAGGAUCAGUCCUCCGCCACAACAAGUCAAAAGAAAGGUGCAGUCAAAACUCAGGUAAAAGUCGAGAUGACGUCAGUGACCAAAUCUACCUCAGCCAAAGUGUCUGUUUCUGAGCGAGCCAGGAGGAGUCGAAGCAGCAGCUCAGGUCACAGCUCCUCAGAGGACGACUCCGGCUCCAAAGCUGCUUCAUCAACACCAGAGUCUGACAGUGAGAGUGAGCUGAGUGGUUCACAGAAAAAACAUCCCGAUUCCUCAAGGCACCAUCAACGCAGACAUAAAGCAAGAGUUACGAGGAGCAACUUCGCCAAACAGAGGAAAAAAGCUGCCAAGAGCGACAGUGAAGAGGAGGAAGAUGACGAUGAAGAAGAGGAGGAGUUUGACAGUGAAGGUGAGAAGAGUGAGGAUGGAGAAGUGUCCUCCCAGUCUUCAGGUCAUCGCUACCCCAGCAGGAGUAAAAACAGCAGGAGUACACGUCUGACCAGAAACAGUGCUGCUGCGGACAGGAAACGGACAGAGGACAGAGCGGAGAUGAAUGGUCACAGCAGCAGGUCGUCUCGCAGGGAGAGACGUCACCACCGGGACAUGUCCAUGUCCCAGGGCUGGGACAGGGAGGACGAGGACGAGGAAAUCUCAGUCCGUGGGUCACUCAAGAGAAAGACGGCGAGGGCGGCUGUGAAUAAGAUGAAACUCCUUGAAGCAUCAGAGGAAGAUGAUGAAGAGGAGGAGAAGCCGAGAAGGAGCAGCAGCCGCCUCCGCCCUGCAUCCCGGGCCGGCAAACGCCCCGCAGUGAUCCAGAGCAGCUCAGAUUCAGACGGAAAGCCGUCAACACGGGCUUCUCGGAAUACAAAAGAAUUGGAUGGAAACGAGAGCGAAGCUUCAUCCUCCUCCCAGAAUCAGCAGAACGGCAACACAAGAUCCAACAAACCGAGACAAGCUGCUAAAGCAAAGGGAAAUGAUACUUUGUCCCACGUGAACGGACACAGUGGAAAACAUCACAAAUCUGACAGCAACUCUGAGCAGGAGGAGACUGCAGAGGAGAGUUCUCGAGAAGCUGAGGAGGAUGAGGAAGAGACAGCGGUUGCUCGGAGACCUUCAAGAAGCACAGCAGCUACUCCAGCCAGGAAAAAGAGGAUAACAAGUGAGGAGGAGGAAGAGGAAGAGGAGGAGGAGGAGGAAGAGGACGAGGAAGAGGAGGUAGAGGACGUAGAGGACACUGUAUCCAGGACCACGCGACACAAACCUCCUGUAAGCUCAGAUGAAGAGGACAAAAACCACAGUUUGCAGAAACAUCCGCACCAAAAUGGAAGAAAUGUGGAAGGAGCAAUUCACAAGGACAAGAAAAAGAGUAAACUUACACCAUCAAAAAGCCAAGAUAAACAAAAAUCUGCCUCAACUAAUAAACUGAAUGGUGCAGAAUCAGAUGAACUCAGUGAUUCUCCAAAGAGAUCCAACCCCCGCAAGAAAAAACUGAAAAAAGAUGAAGAAAGCAAUCACUCCAGUGAGGAAUCUGAGUUUAAAACAAAGACGAAGAGAUCGCCACGAAACCAGAGCAAUUCUAAACGGCCUCGCGAUGACACCUCGGCCUCAGAGAGUUCUGAGCAGGAAUACAAACCCAAGAGGAAGUCGAGAAGGAAACGCUCCACCGGCUCAUCAGAAGAGGAGUCAGAAAAUUCAGAUAGCACGUCAAAUCGACGGCGGAAUCUCAGAACCCUGCCAAAAAAGAAAUACAUCAGUGACAACUCUCUGUCCGAGGAAGAUUCUGCUUCUGCAAGCCAGAGUAAACAGAGGAACAGCAACAAAACUGCGAGAGCUUUGAGGGAAGACAGGUGUAAUACGAGAGAGUCAAAGAGAACGUCUCCCAGUGAAACCAGGAAUCAACCGUCUUCCAAGAGAAAACGUAUUUACACUUCAGACUCCGAAGAAGACGGGGAGGUGAAGGUAAAGAAGGAGCCAGUGUCCAAGAACAAUAAAAAUAGCAGGUCAGGCUCCUCAAAGCGUCCCAGAAGGGAAUCCAACCAAGGGGAUGGCAACAGCAACAAGGAGGACACCUCUUCCCAGUCUGAUUCCGGUGAGGAGGAGGAUGUCAGUCAUUCAAAGACGGAAAAGAAAGUGAGGCAGCCAAAACACAAACAAAAAAAAAGCUACAGCAGCAGCAACCACAGUUCUGAUUCAGAAAGCGAGCAGUCGUCUUCAGCCUCUGAAAACUCAUUUGCCAGCUCAGGGUCCCACAGCAGUCCAAAGAGGAGAAGUCACAGACAGUCUGGGAUCGGUGGGAGGAGUGCCAGCCGCCAGCUGAGGCAGCGCCGGCAACGAGCCGCCUCCGAGGAGGAGGAAGAGGAGGAGUACAGUGAUGACUCAUGCAGCAAACCCCAACGGAAAACGCGUGUAAACACCCGCAACCGGGGGAAGCGGACGGUAAAUUACCACGACAGCGAAUGAAGGACGUAGCGGCUGGAAACAACGGGCUGUCGAGGAGGAGAGACAGAAAAAGGACAUUAACUGGAGACCUUAAAGACACUUGAUGGCCAUGUUAUGGUAGUAGCACUGGAGUCCUCGAGAGAAAAUGCUGUGAAUCUGUUUCAUUCAGGGAUAUUUAUAUUUUCUAUGAAAAAAAAAUCAUGUUUAUAGAUGUAAUACAAAUUCAAGCAUUUGAUCUGCUGGUUUUCACAAGGAUGCAGAGCUGAACGCCACCUCUCAUACUGCUUGUUGUAAUUUUGGCCAGCAGAGUUACCAUUCUGGGGGAUCUUUGUCAGCUUGGGUGCUAUCUAAUAUACCUCUGUUUAAUCAAGCAUAUUGCUGGCUUGCACUAAGAUACACUGUAAUGAGGUAUUUCAUACACUAGUUUUGCAUUAGAAACUCAGGGGUCAACUAAGUUUACUGUAGUCUCAGACAUGCAGUUGUUUUUCGAGCUAACGUAAGGUUAAGAGACGAUUCCAGGUCGGCAGAUGUCGAAGCACACUCACUGGGACAAAAACAAAAUCGAGUUCAGAAUUAAGACUACAGCACUCCUUUGUAAAUCCACAAACACUUAAUGCUUGACUGUAAUUUUUUUUUUAUAUGAGCCAAAUGAACUAGUAUGUUUUCCCCCCAUACAUUUCAUUUUUUUCAUUAAUUUUGUGUUUUAUUCUAGUGAAUAGGUGUAAAUAUGUGAUUGAGAUUGACAUCGUCUGAAAGGUUAGCUCAGUCAGUAGCAAAACCUUUAUUUAAAUUUGAGGUUUUUUUGUUGUUUUUUUUUUUACAUUUAACUGCAUUGUCUUGCCAUAUGUCACAAAUUGGUACGUUUUGCCAAGUACAAGUAACCAAAAGUACUCACUGCAAAAUAUUGUGAUUUCUCAUAUUGGGAAGACUUUUUAUUGUCCUGUGUUACCUAUUUUCAGUAUUAAAUUCUUUUUCAGAGUUGUCUUAAAACAUUUUUGCCAGUCACUUGGUUUAGUUUUGUUUAUGGGGAGGUUUCUAAAUAGUUGCUUUGACAGUUUUGCUUAAUGUUUUUCGUACUACACCUUUAAUAAACCGAUUUCACAGGAAAACUAUUAAUGCAAUGUGGUUGUGGAGUGCAAUGAACUGAGUUAUUCCUCCUAUUAAUAAAGACAUCAUUUCAA